AUGGAUCUGUUGCCUUCAUCCUAUUGUACUUCCAGGACCGCUCGCACCUCGCCGAGGUCACUUGAUGCCGGUGACUGGGCUUCACGCAUUCUCAGGACACUCCGACCGGCGAUGCCUCAACGAACAGCAAGCGUUGAUCAGGGAUUCAAGGGACCGCUGACGCCUGCGGCUACACCAUCUUCGAGCAGUGAAAGCGGCCAGAUCGAGACCAAGGCCGAAAAUGAUGAAGCCAGGCCUCUCCAGCAUCGGCCCAAAGGACGAACAGGAAGCAGCCAAACCACGAAGUCAGAGGAUAGUUCAUCGAAAAGCGGAGGGUCUAAAAAGAAGUCAGGAAACGCACCGUACAAGGUGCAGCGCUCCAAGUUACCCAAAGGCCAGCCGGCAAGCACCGCAACGGACCAAAAUGCGCAAAGUGGCGAACAGCUUUCAGGAGUGGACGAGGCCGUUCGCAAGCUGCGAGAAAGCAUGGCCACUGGAGAGCAGACGGCGGCUGAGACACCUAGUCAAUUCGUCUUCACAGCACCUAAUAUUCAGUCGACUGAGCCAGCUCUGGAGUUCGUCAGCUGGAGCCACCCAUCUCACCCAGAAUCCUACAAUGUCCGCAGAUUAAUUCGAGCACAUGUAGGCCGAACGUCACAUCCGGCCAACGCCAGGUCGCAGGCAAUAAGGAAAGCACCUCGCGGCUCAGCAGCACAAGCGAAGGUACCGAAUUCGCGGCGACUCACUGAACCUGAUACCAAAAAGGACCGAGAACAGGACGAUCAUACUAAUGCAAUCGUGCGGUCAAGGUCGGAGGAUGUCCAGGGAUAUGAUUUGGAUUACCUUCGGCAUCACCUGCAGAACUGCGACAAGACAGAAUUCUUCAUUGGCUCAGCAACAGAUGCCAUCUCUAGGCUGGUGUUAAAUGAUCACUCCCGUGAGCUAGGCUUAGCACUGAACCGACUUGGCUGCGACAUUAGUCUUGCAAUGAGGCACUUCCAUGUCAUUGUACACGCACAAAUGCCCAGCUUCGAGUCACAAUUCGGCACUAUUGGAGACUCGCGCAAAAGCCGACUCAUACCCUUCUUGCUGUCAGACCCCUCCCUGACCUUGAUGAUCGUGCUUGUUGCUGUCACACACAAGCUCUGGAUGACCGGUGUCAAUCCCCGAUGCGCAGAGAUCAUGGAUCUCAAAGGCUUCGUCAUCUCGGCGUUGAACAACGCAAUGCAGGAUCCCAACCGCGCCAUUAGCGAUCAGGUCCUGUUUGCAGUAAGCAAUCUCGCCGGCUAUGAGGUACUUUUUGGAAGCAGGGAGACCUAUGAUGUUCACAUGAACGGUCUUACCAGGAUGAUACGACUGAGAGGUGGCAUGAGCAAUCUUGGAUUCGAAGGAGGUCUGGAAAGGAUGCUUCACUGGCAUGACACGAACUUCUCGAGUAUUGUGAGGGGUGAGCCAUACUUGAAGGGACUGGCGAGUACACCUCACCUACACGCCGCCAAACCGGACCCAGGAGCAAUUACUGGUGGUAUGAUCAAGACCGAACCAGAAUGA
Messenger RNA from Fulvia fulva, 1530 nucleotides. RefSeq lists its product as uncharacterized. The record is from RefSeq and is a predicted model, not a curated record. Lineage: Eukaryota; Fungi; Ascomycota; Dothideomycetes; Mycosphaerellales; Mycosphaerellaceae. Bases 1 to 1530 code for a protein of 509 amino acids. The transcript is spliced from 2 exons.